This is a messenger RNA of Fusarium falciforme, 3081 nucleotides long. Its product is annotated as Beta-galactosidase. The transcript has 7 exons. Bases 1 to 3081 code for a protein of 1026 amino acids. Gene Ontology annotation, molecular function: beta-galactosidase activity. Gene Ontology annotation, cellular component: vacuole. NCBI's taxonomy places the organism in Eukaryota, Fungi, Ascomycota, Sordariomycetes, Hypocreales, Nectriaceae. The record is from RefSeq and is a predicted model, not a curated record. Gene Ontology annotation, biological process: carbohydrate metabolic process.
AUGAAGCUCCUCAAUACACUUAUUACGGCACUGGGCGCGAGCCUAUGCUGUGCUCGCACCCUCCAGAUUCGUGGUGGACGACCAUUCGACGUCAUCCAGAGUCCCCACGAGAGAGAUGUGCUUCAAGAUAUCGUGACGUGGGAUGAACACUCGUUGUUCAUAAAUGGAGAACGGGUCACGAUAUUCUCUGCAGAGAUACACCCGUUCCGACUCCCCGUGCCAAGCUUGUACCUGGAUCUGUUCCAGAAAGUCAAGGCGGCGGGAUUCAACAUGGUUUCGUUUUAUGUUGACUGGGCCUUGCUUGAGGGAAAGCCGGGUGAGUUUCGGUCUGAAGGCGUUUUGGCCAUUGAGCCGUUCAUCGAUGCUGCAAAGGAGGCGGGUAUCUUCCUCCUGGCUCGGCCUGGGCCAUACAUCAAUGCUGAAGCAUCUGGAGGCGGCUUUCCGGGCUGGCUGCAGAGGGUCAAGGGAACGCUCAGAACGAAUGCUUCGGAUUAUCUGAGUGCUACCGACAACUAUAUGGAACACAUUUGCUCCAUUAUUGCAAAAGCUCAAAUCACCAACGGUGGGCCGGUCAUCCUGUUCCAGCCUGAGAACGAGUAUAGUGCCGGUGAUGGUGUCCCCUUUCCCAGCCACGAGUACCUCAAGUAUGUGAACGACCAAGCCAGGAAUGCCGGCAUUGUGGUGCCUCUCAUCAACAACGACGCAUGGCAAGGUGGCACUGGCGCACCUGGGUCAGGGAUCGGAGCAGUAGAUAUCUACGGACAUGAUGGUUAUCCCGCAGGAUUUGACUGUGCCAACCCCCAUACCUGGCCUAAGGACGGCCUCCCAACAACAUGGCACGCAGAGCACAUGCAAAAGAGUCCCAAUACCCCAUACUCUAUCAUCGAGUUUCAAGGAGGCGCGUUCGAUCCUCCUGGAGGUGGAGGUUUCGAAAACUGCUACGUCCUCACCAACCACGAAUUUGCUCGCGUAUUCUACAAGAACAACCUUGCAGCGGGCGUCACAAUCUUCAACAUAUACAUGGCAAACCUUUGGUGGUACCAAUUGGGGAAACCUUGGACAUUGCGACGGCUACACAUCUUACGACUACGGCGCGGUAAGCUUGCAAGCGUCAAACUGGCUCAGAAACUCUCUAACUUCGUCAAGGCAAUCAAAGAGGACAGGUCCAUCGACCGGGAAAAGUACUCCGAGAUCAAGCUCCAGGGCCAAUUCUUGCGAGUCUCACCAAGCUACGCGACCGCAACGCCAGGUAACCUCUCCACGUCCCGAUACACUGACAAUGAGGAUAUUGCCGUUACUCCACUUACUACAGAGAAGCAAGGGUCUUUCUUUGUUGUGAGACAUGCGGACUUUACGAGCACCGAGUCAUCGUCCUACAAGCUCAAGAUACCAACUUCGGCCGAAACUCUGACGGUUCCCCAGUUGGGCGGCUCACUCUCACUGAACGGGAGAGAUUCUAAGAUUCAUGUGGUCGAUUAUGCUGUUGGAGAACAUUCAGUACUCUACUCGACGGCAGAGGUCUUGACUUGGAAGAAGUUUGGUGACAAAACGGUCCUCAUCCUCUACGGUGGCCCUGAUGAGCUUCAUGAGGUUGCUAUCAAAGGAAAAUCGGCCUUCAAGGUCAUCGAGGGCAGUGGUGUCAAGUCUGAUACCAAGAAGAAUGCCAGCAUCCUUCAAUGGAAGACAUCUUCGUCUCGACGGGUGGUCCAGCGGGAUUCACUCUUCAUCUACCUGCUAGAUCGAAACUCCGCAUACAAGUAUUGGGUACCGGAUUUGCCCGGGAAAGGCGACCGGGCCGCAUACGGAACCUCGGUGAUGAACCCUGACUCUGUCAUCAUCAACGGGCCACAGCUGGUUCGAUCAAUCUCAGUCCAAGGCUCCAAGCUGUCUGUUCAGGCAGACUUCAAUGUUUCUUCCACGCCAUUGGAGAUUAUCGGAGCUCCAAAGGGCGUUUCCAAGUUGAUCUUGAACGGCAAAGAGCUACGAUAUCAAAAGUCGAAGCUAGGAAACUGGAUCGCCCAGCGUGAUGUCGAACUCCCCACCAUCAAGGAAUUGGAUCUAUCUUCGCUGGAUUGGAACUAUGUUGACUCUCUUCCUGAGAUCAAGAAAGACUACAACGAUGGAAAAUGGCUUGUGGCCGAUAAGACCACGACCAACAACACACGGGUUCCCCUCCAAAACACGGUAUCUCUUUAUGGUUCUGACUACGGAUUCCACGCCGGUGCUCUCAUCUACAGGGGUCACUUUACUUCCGACGGCUCUGAAACACAGCUCAAACUAUGGACACAAGGCGGUCGCGCUUUUGCCACUGCAGUGUGGCUCGAUGACAAGUUCCUUGGCUCGUUCACCGGCAAUGGCGCUACCGGGAACUUCAACUCCACGUAUGAGCUACCGAAACUUCAAAAGGGAAAGCGAUAUGUCGUGACGGUGGUUGUUGAUAACACAGGUCUGAACGGAAACUGGACACCCGGCUACGAUGAACAAAAGAGCCCACGUGGUAUUCUGGACUGGGCACUCGUGACCAAGAAUGGUCGUGAAACUCCAGUCACCAAGUGGAAGCUUACGGGCAACUUGGGAGGUGAAGACUACGUGGACAAAUUCCGCGGUCCUCUUAAUGAGGGAGGUUUCUCCUUUGAGCGGCAAGGUUAUCACCUCCCGUCACCGCCGCUUAAACGCUUCAAGAAAGGUUCACCAUUCAAGGGCAUCGACAAAGCUGGAGUGGUAUUUUACACAGCAAAGCUUGGCCUGAACUACCCCUCCAGCCAAUUCGACAUUCCACUGUCGUUCACGUUCAAGAACUCGACUGAAAGCGGCCCGUAUCGCGCUCUCAUCUUUGUCAACGGCUUCCAGUUUGGACGCUAUGUGAGCAGUAUUGGUCCGCAGACGGUGUUCCCUGUCCCAGAAGGAGUUCUCAACUAUCAAGGAGACAACUGGAUUGGAGUAUCUAUUUGGGCGCUGGAGGACAAAGGUGCGAAAUUACCUGGACUGCGGCUUACUGCUGGUGCUCCCGUUCAGACUGGUCGACAGCCUGUCAAGCUAGUUCAGGGGCCAAAGUAUAGCCAACGCUCUGGAGCAUACUGA